Trichechus manatus latirostris (Florida manatee) is the source of this 303-nucleotide messenger RNA. It is a transcript of the gene FGF4, whose product is annotated as fibroblast growth factor 4. The transcript is spliced from 2 exons. Gene Ontology annotation, molecular function: growth factor activity; fibroblast growth factor receptor binding. The record is from RefSeq and is a predicted model, not a curated record. Gene Ontology annotation, cellular component: cytoplasm. NCBI's taxonomy places the organism in Eukaryota, Metazoa, Chordata, Mammalia, Sirenia, Trichechidae. Gene Ontology annotation, biological process: cell differentiation; positive regulation of protein phosphorylation; positive regulation of cell population proliferation. The coding region runs from base 1 to 303 and encodes 100 amino acids.
AUGACCCGCGCCCGCACCGUAGGCCUGCUAGAACUCUCGCCGGUGGAGCGGGGCGUCGUGAGCAUCUUUGGCGUCUCCAGCCGGUUCUUCGUGGCCAUGAACAGCAAGGGCAAGCUCUACGGCUCGCCCUUCUUCACCGAGGAGUGCAUGUUCAAAGAAAUCCUCCUCCCCAAUAACUACAACGCCUACGAGUCCUACAAGUCCCCCGGCAUGUUCAUCGCCCUGAGUAAGAACGGGAAGACCAAGAAGGGGAACCGGGUGUCACCCACCAUGAAGGUCACCCACUUCCUCCCCAGGCUGUGA